GGCCCAUUGGUCGCCCGCCUUCCAACCAUUAUCUCCACUCCUCCACCACUCUGUCAGUCUGAAUCCCUCCACUUUGCCUCCUUCUCACAUUCUUCUCACAUUGAAGUGGUAAAAGAAAAAGAAAAAUGAUCUGCAUGCAGCGCGAGAGCAGAAGUUUGCACUGUAAAUGAAUCGGGGCCGAAGUAAAGGGAAGCGAGACAGGAGAGGAAGCACAUUUUGGGGAAAAGUUUCGAGAAGACUGCAGUUGAAAAUGAAUCUGGAGGAGGCGUGGUGAGCAUUUCCUCUCCAAGUGAAAGCCAGCAGGUCACGGUGGAAGCAGAGGUCUGGAAAAAGAGUCUCAACCCCAAACCAUCGCAGCUGCGAAACACGUACAAUGUGAGGCACCUGUUCUCCGACCUCCUGGUGGUAGAGGGCGCUAGUGAUCCCAGAGAUCAUUCUUGCACUACUUGGCUAGCCCUGGAGACAUCUGAAGCCGGUAUGUUUUAAAGUUGUCGUUUGCCUGCAUAUCGUAAAAACAACAGUCCAACAUUUUACAAAUAAUUGUAAACUUAUAGGUGCCGACCAUCAGGGCCGAGUUGUGACGAAAGAGUGUGUCGAUGUUGAGUUGAUGGAGGUGGAUGCAGACGAUAAGUGCCAUCGCACACGCUCCAAAGUGGCUGUGGAUCCUGCAUUAACGGAGCUUUUCAGUGUCUAUGGAUGCCCUGUGGCCAAGAAGAGAAAGAGUCUAGACAGGCAAACCCUGGAGACCUCCCCCAAGAGGAGCACCUACCUCAAUGAUAUGGACAACUCGACAAUGGAGGAGUGCUACGAAACGGACGGAACAGAGGAGAUGGACGACAGGGAGGAGGAGGGAGGGGAUGGAGCGCUAGAGGAAGAGGAGGAGGAGGAUGAGGUGGAGGAGGUAGAAAACUAUAUGGAUUACAACGAGGAGCAAAUGGAGCAUGAGGAAGGAGAGCUGGAGAAAGAGGAGGAAGAGGAGGAAGUAGAGGUGGAGGAAGAGGAGAGGGUAGAGGAUGAUGAAGAAGAGGAGGAGGCUGUGGCGGAGGUGGACUACGAAGAGGAAGAGGAAGGCGAGCAUGGGCCAGAUGAUGACCUGAUGAGCGGCUGUGAAGGCAUGGAGUGCAACGCUGGAAGUGGCGUCUCCAAAUCGGGUCCCACCGGAGAGAAGGACGACAACAACAAUGACGAGUACGAGAACUACGACGAGCUCGUGGCCAAGUCUCUUCUCAACCUGGGCAAGAUUGCGGAAGACGCCGCCAACCGAGCCAUCACAGAGUCGGAGAUGAACAGCAACUCUUCUCACAGUGCUGAAGAGGAGGAAGAAGAGGAGGAUGAAGAUGAGGAAGAAGAGGAGGACGAUGAGGAUGAAGAGGAAGAAGAAGAAGAAGAAGAAGACGAGGAAGAUGAAGAAGAGGAGGAAGAGGGAAGCAAAACGCUACCGGGUGAUCUAAGUUUGGACGUUCAUAGCGAUGUGGUUAGGGAGACAGUAGAUUCGCUCAAACUUUUGGCUCAAGGGCACGGUGCUUUGUUGUCGGACAAUUUAGACGGACAGGACUAUGAAGGGGGCAUGGCAGAUAACAGAGACAGGAAUGACUGUUCCCACAUGGGUGGUAACGGACAGGGAAAGACCACAAGUCACGGACAAUUAGAAAACAGUGACGAGGAAGUUUGUCUAAGCAGCUUGGAGUGCUUACGGAAUCAAUGCUUCGACCUAGCACGGAAACUUAGUGAAACAAAGCCCGCAGACCGCAACGGUUCGUUCCAACAGAAUCAUUACCAAUGCGGGGACCCUAACCAACAACCCCAACAUCACGGCUAUGGAGAGUUCCAGCUUGGCCAUGACGACGGGCGAGCAUUUGACAGGAACUAUUCGGACAUGGACAAUCUCUUGAAGCUAGAGGAGCAGCUGAGCCCGCGAUCCAAGGCUUUCUCCAGUUGCGCGCAGGGAGAUCGGUUUCACCACCGGGACUUCGACGAGGACACAGCCUCGGUGACGUCGGACAGGUCUGAGGAAGUGUUUGACAUGACAAAGGGUAACCUGUCCUUGUUGGAAAAGGCCAUCGCGCUAGAGUCCCAGCGUGCAAAGGCAAUGCGGGAUAAAAUGGAGGCAGAGGCAGCCAGGAGAGACGGGGUGAGGUAUAACCAUGAUAACCACGGCCCACGGCACGCCUAUGGUGUUGAACGUAAAGGACGACUCCAUGAUGGAAUGAAGAAGCUUUUCUAUCAGAAAGAUGCUUCCCGAGCAGACAAGAAGGAGAGUCGCUGUCCGACACCGGGCUGCGACGGCACGGGUCACGUGACAGGCUUGUACCCCCACCAUCGGAGCCUGUCGGGCUGUCCGCACAAGGACAGAGUGCCACCAGAAAUUGUGGCUAUGUAUGAGAACGUUCUUAAGUGUCCCACGCCUGGCUGCACCGGACGCGGCCAUGUCAAUAGCAACAGAAACUCCCACAGAAGUCUGUCAGGAUGUCCCAUUGCCGCAGCAGAAAAGCUGGCCAAAGCCCAGGAGAAGCACCAAGGCUGUGACGGCUCUAAACCCAACCAGGCUUCCGACCGGGUCUUAAGCACGCCUCGAUCCAACCUGGCCAAGGAGCUGGAGAAGUACUCCAAGACCAGCUUCGACUACAGCGCCUUCGAGAACACCAACAACCACCAUGUGUACGGCAAACGGGCUAUCGCACCCAAAGUUCACGGGCAAAGGGAUUCCUCCCCUAAAGGAUUUGACGCCAAGCGUUACUGCAAGAACUCCAGCUCGGCCAGCAGCACCACCAGCACCUACGCUCCCAGCAGUAGCAGCAGCAGCCGGAGUUGUGGAGUUGGAGGAGGGGGUAUGGGAGGAGGUGGAGGCAGCAGUGCCAGUAGCACCUGCAGUAAGAGCAGCUUUGACUACAGCCACGACAUGGAAGCCGCACACAUGGCCGCCACAGCCAUCCUCAACUUGUCCACGCGCUGUCGAGAGAUGCCCCACGGAAUGGGCGGCAAGCCCCAGGAUCUGUGCUCACAGAGUCCCGGCCUGGAUGUUGACGAGAACGGUACAUUGGACCUGAGUAUGAGCAAGCGUCUGUGCAGCGGGGCGGGGGACUCUGUGCUCACUCCUCUAGAGCCCAUGUCCCCCCAGAGGCAAGCGGCUCUGCUGGGCUCCCGCUGCUACGGCAUGGGGGACGCUGCCGACUGCUGGGACCUGCCAGUUGACUACACCAAGAUCAAACACAUAGAUGAUGACGACAAAGAGGAUGACCUGGACCCCUUCCAAGACCUGCUAGAAGACCGCUCCUACACCACAGAUGUUAACAUACCCAGUCCCAAGCCUAAAUUUGCUCAGUGCAAAGAGAGUAAGAAGGACCUGAUCACCCUCUCAGGUUGUCCAUUAGCUGAUAAAAGUAUUCGGAGUAUGCUGGCCAACAACGCGCAAGAGCUCAAGUGCCCGACACCAGGGUGCGAUGGUUCGGGACAUAUCACUGGCAACUACGCCUCUCACAGAAGUCUCUCAGGUUGUCCACGUGCCAGAAAAAGCGGAAUAAAGAUCAUCCACAGUAAAGAGAACAAGGAGGACCAAGAGCCAAUCAGGUGUCCUGUUCCUGGUUGUGAUGGCCAAGGUCACGUGACAGGGAAGUACGCGUCACACAGAAGUGCAUCGGGAUGCCCAAUUGCAGCAAAGAGGCAAAAAGAUGGCUACCUAAACGGCAUCCAGUUCACAUGGAAGUCCGGCAAGACGGAGGGGAUGUCCUGCCCCACGCCGGGCUGCGACGGCUCGGGUCACGUCAGCGGCAGCUUUCUGACGCACCGGAGUCUGUCAGGCUGUCCUCGUGCCACUUCUGCCAUGAGGAAAGCAAGACUCUCCGGAGUGGACAUGCUCACAAUAAAGCAGCAGCGUGGCAGCAACGGCUUGGACCAUGAAGAGGAGCUCAAACAGCUGGAUGAAGAAAUCAAAGAUUUAAGUGAAUCCAAUUCACAAGUGGAAGCGGACAUGAUCAAACUCAGAACGCAGAUCACAACCAUGGAGUCCAACUUGAAGUCCAUGGAGGAGGAAAACAAGGUGAUUGAACAGCAAAAUGACUCUCUCCUGCAUGAGCUGGCCAACCUCAGCCAGUCACUGGUUAACAGUUUAGCUAAUACCCAGCUCCCCCAUAUGAAACCACUGGCACACAAAGAGCCUCUUCUUAGGACUAACAGCUGCUUACAGCUCCACCAGCAAGAGCCAAUCGAACAGAACUUUGAUGCCUAUGUGACCUCCCUAACGGACAUGUACAAUGUCCAGGACCAAUACCACAGUCCAGAAAACAAAGCCUUGUUGGACAACAUCAAGCAGGCGGUCCAAGGGAUCCAAGUGUAACCAUUGUGGACAAAGGAGCUUCUUGUUCAUCCAUGCAAGAUGUGGGCGGCAUCUCAGAAUCCACAAGUGAAGGUUUCAUCUCCUUGAUGCAGAGCAGUUACUUAUAAUGUACAGUGUUAUAUAUUCUGAAUUCUUUAAGAAACCCAGAGGUAUUAUGCUUAGCGAGAGACAUUGAAACAACGCCUUUUCUUUUUGGGGUCUUGCUUCAAGGAAGGACAUACAAGCGUAAAGCAGCAAAAUAGUUUUUGAGGACAUUUUGUACGUUUUCAUAUGAGCUGACAUAGCGCCAUGUAAUGUUUGUAGCUGCUCACAUAUGCACAUUUUAGUGUAUAUUACUGAACAGUAAGCCGAUUCUAACUGAACAUGCGUUCUUUUUAUUGCUCGACCACAAAGCAUUUUAGAUGACAAAAACAAAAAGCUGAGCUCGACACGGACACAAAAACACGAGAAGAGGAACUAUAACAAUGUUUCACCUCAACGGGUGGUUUUAAAUUUCCUUUGUUUUCUUCUAUGUCUUGCUUGUAGAGUUCAAGGGCAAGAACUGGCUUGCAAACUACUUUAUUUUUUUGACAAUGCUUGAAAAAAUGUUUGUGUUUUCUUUUUGAUCUACAAAAAAAUGUGUAGCUGAAAUGGGGGAAUUUUUCAUUGGUGCUGAAGAUGAGUUUGGAGAGGAAACUGACCGGACGUAUGGAUGAAUGUAUGUAUGAGCAGUUAUAUUGUAAACAUCAUUACACGGAAACCCGAUGGUGGAAAUCCCGUUAUUUAGGAGAGCAAAUUAAUUCCCAUGGGAACAAAUCAGUGCGGCGCAUCUAAGGUGGCACCCACCUCAUCAAAAAAUAUCAAACUCAUUCUCAGGUCAUUGAAUGCACAACUGGAAUGCUCAGGUUGUCUUAAAACAGGUUUGGCCUUUCAUCAGAGCAAGAUUCAUCAGGUCAUGUUUAAAGACUAAAUAGGACAGCUAUAUUUGCUGUCCUCUCGUAUCAAUUUCCCCUUUCAUCCAAGCAGACUUCAUCAGUUCAUGCCCAAAGACUAGACAGGACAGCUCAUACUAUAUCCUAUUAUGGUUAAAGACUAGAGGACAGCUUUAAAUACAGUUAUUUUGACUAACUGGCAAAGCCUGGGAGGGAAAAUUAAUAAGAGGGGUGACUAGAUAUGGUCGCUCUACUCCUCUCCAGACUAGAAAGACAACUAAAGCCGAGCAGGUUUCAUUGGUCCAUGCUCAAAGAUUAACUAGGACAGCUCAGACUAAAGCCUAUCAGGUUUAAUCAAUUCAUGCUCAAAGACUAGAUGUGUCAUGAACUGCAGCUUUCCUAUCAAGUUUCCUCUCUCAUCCAGUGGCCUUGUGGUUAGAGUGUCCCCCCUGAGAUCGGUAGGUCGUGAGUUCAAACCCUGGCUGAGUCAUACCAAAGACUAUACAAAAGGGACCCAUUACCUCCCUGAUUGGCACUCAGCAUCACAGGUUGGAAUUGGGGGUUAAAAUCACCAAAAUGAUUCCCGAUCCCUGCCACUGUUGCUGCUCACUGCUCCCCUCACCUCCCAGGGAGUGGAAUAAGAGGUUGGGUCAAAUGCAGAGGUUAAUUUCUCCACACUUAGUGUGUAUGUGACUAUCAGUGGUACUUUAAUGUUAUCCAAGCAGGCUGAUUCUAUUCAUGCCAAAAGGCUAGACAGGACAGCUAAGGCUACAGCCAAUCAGAUUCAAUCAAUUCAUGCUCAAAUACUAAAUAGGCCAGCUCAUACUAGAUCCGUCCUAUCUAGUUUGCUCUCUCAUCCGGGCAGGCUUCCUCCGUUAAUGCACAAAGACUAGAUAGGGCUGCUCCAACUAGAGCUGAGCAAGAUUCAUCCAUUUAUGCUUAAAAACUAGAUAGGACAGCUCUGACUAGUGUUCUUUAGGCAUGAACUGAUGAAGCAUGCCCGGAUGAGAAGAAAAAUUAAUAAGAGGGGUGACUAGAUAGGGCAGCUCUAUCUUCUCCAGACUAUAUAAAACAGCUUAGUUCAGUUCAUGCUCGCAGACUAGAGGAGGGGUCAGACUAGAGUUACAGUACAUGGGCAUGAACUGAUGAAGCCUGCGCUAAUGAGAGGAGAUCUGGUAGUACAGCUCUAGUCUCUGCUGUCCUAUCUAGUUUCCCCUCUCAUCCAGACAUUCUUCAUCAGUUCAUGCUUAAAGACUAGAUAGGGCAACUAAGCAGGCUUCAUCCAUUUAUGUUUAAAUGCUAGUAGGACAGCUCAGACUACAGCUGAGCAGGGUUCAUCAAACUAUACUCAAAUAUUAAAUGUGACUCUUCUUUGGACAUAAACUGGUGAAGCCUACUCAGAUGAGAGGGUAAACAAAUGUGCGAGCAAGGGAGAUUGAACAGCUAAGACUAGAGCUGUCCUAUUUAGUUACCACUUUCAACUGUAAAAACUUAAUCAGAUCAACCCAAAGACAAGAUGGGACAGCUAAGACUACGGUAAGGUUCAUCCAUUUAUGUUUAAAGACUAGGACAUGCCCAAAGACGAGACCAGAGUUCAGUGAGCAAAAACUGAUGGAGCCUGAUGAGAGGGGAAUCGAAUCAAAGGUGAACCAAGAUAGAGCUAAUAACAAACAAUCCUGCUCAGGUAAGAGAGAACUUUAGAUAGGGCAGCUCUCGUCGUCUUCAGGACAGCUGAGACUCAGUCUUGACCAGUCCAGUUGUGAUGGAUUCAAUGGCUUGAGACGACAAUGAC
Nerophis ophidion (straightnose pipefish) is the source of this 7036-nucleotide messenger RNA. It is a transcript of the gene myt1lb, whose product is annotated as myelin transcription factor 1-like, b. Gene Ontology annotation, biological process: regulation of transcription by RNA polymerase II. Gene Ontology annotation, cellular component: nucleus. The record is from RefSeq and is a predicted model, not a curated record. The transcript is spliced from 23 exons. Gene Ontology annotation, molecular function: DNA-binding transcription factor activity, RNA polymerase II-specific; RNA polymerase II cis-regulatory region sequence-specific DNA binding; zinc ion binding. Bases 608 to 4333 code for a protein of 1241 amino acids. Lineage: Eukaryota; Metazoa; Chordata; Actinopteri; Syngnathiformes; Syngnathidae.